Gymnodraco acuticeps is the source of this 3490-nucleotide messenger RNA. RefSeq names its product PPFIA binding protein 1a (gene ppfibp1a). Lineage: Eukaryota; Metazoa; Chordata; Actinopteri; Perciformes; Bathydraconidae. Gene Ontology annotation, biological process: neuromuscular junction development. The record is from RefSeq and is a predicted model, not a curated record. The transcript is spliced from 25 exons. Gene Ontology annotation, cellular component: presynaptic active zone. Gene Ontology annotation, molecular function: protein binding. The coding region runs from base 158 to 2803 and encodes 881 amino acids.
ACAUGGCUCUUGGUUUGGAUGAAAACUUCAGUUCACAGAGAAACUCAAUGGGAAGGUGAACGCUAACCAUGAAGCUCCUGUGAAAAGUCCCAAAGUAUUUGGAGUAAAGCUGCUUUUUUUUAUUACACUUGGUCGAAAAAUAUUCAUUGAGCUCAAGAUGAUGUCGGACGCCAGCGAUAUGUUGGCAGCAGCCUUGGAGCAGAUGGAUGGGAUCAUAGCAGGCUCUAAGGCCAUGGACUACAAUAACGGGCUGUUUGACUGCCAGUCGCCCACUUCACCUUUCCUGGGGGGCCUCCGGGUGCUGCACCUGCUGGAGGACCUGCGCGGGAUGCUGGAGCUCAUGGACAACGAGGAAAAGGACAACCUGCGCUGUCAGAUUCCUGACACCACUGCAGAGGGGGUGGCAGAGUGGCUGCAGGGACGAUUGACUAACGGUCACGGCUCAGAAGUAAUCUACCAAGAACGUCUGUCACGAGUGGAGAGUGACAAAGAGUGUCUUAUUCUUCAGGUCAGUGUUCUCUCGGAUCAGGUGGAGGUGCAGGGUGAAAAGAUACGGGACCUGGAAAACUGCCUCGAUCAUCAUCAGGAGAAACUAAAUGCUACUGAAGAGCUGCUGCAACAUGAACUGUUGACCCGGUCCACUCUGGAGACGCAGAAGCUGGAGCUGAUGACGGAGGUGUCCAGUCUGAAUCUGAAGCUGACGGCUGUGGAGAGAGACCACAGGGAGAAUGAGGGCUUGUACCAGGAAGUAACGGACCUGCGGUUCAGGGUGACUGACAUAGAGAAUGACAGACUGCAGUGUGAGAAGAAACUCAAAGCUACCAAAGAGGAGCUGCUGCUGCUGCAGACGCAGCUGGAGGAGCGAGAGGCGGAGCUGAGGAUGCUGAAGGAGGAGAGCAGGCUGAAGAUGGAGAGCCACAACAGAGCGGAGGGAGGAGAGGGAGACACUGAAGUGUUGAACAUGAAGAGGGUGUUGGGGUCACUGGCGUCGGCCAACGAUGUGAAGGAACGAAGGAUAAAGGAGCUGGAGGAGUCCCUCACAAAGAGCAAGAAAGUGCAGGAGCUGAUCAUAGAGACACUGAGGGAAGAUGACUACGACGAUAUCGCAGAUGAUCCCUCGGUCUCUGUUUCCAUGGAGGUGGAUCAGGACUCGCUGGCGUUGGGACGGGAGGCAGGAAGAAGCUCUGGAGAGUCCAUCCCUUGUAUAGCAGUCCUGUCUGAGAUGAAUGAUCUGGACAGAGAGCGACAGCUACAGGCGGCCCACAGUUCCUCAGACAUCCCACAGCCGGACAGCUCGGCCUUCAGCAGCGAGCAGGCCAAAAACAAAGCAGCCCUGGGUUCCUCGUCUCCCAUCAGAGCCGGUGAUGAGACCUUCGGCUCGAAGAAGGCCCGCUCCUCUUUCGGCCGCAGCUUCUUCAAACUGCGAGGAGGCAAACAGACCGCCAGCUCUCCAAACCUGGCUGAGACGGAACGUAAAGGCACGGAUCAUCUGGACCUGGCCGGCGUUCCUCCUAAAAAACCUCAGGAUGCUCUUCCCUGCUCACCUGAAACCAAGAAGAAGUCCAAGGGCUUCAUGAAGUUCUUCGGCAGACUAAAGCGCAGUCACUCUACGUCCUUCAACCUGGAUGAUGCAGAGACGGAGUUCAGGAGGGGGGGGGUCCGAGCCACCGCCGGCCCGAGGCUGGGCUGGUCCCGCGAGUCCAAACACAGUGCUGUGGACGUCCCCUUCUCCCGCUGGAGCAGAGAGGACGUGUGUGCCUGGCUCCAUGAGCAGGGCCUCGGGCUGUAUGUGGCCCCGGGGCAGAGCUGGAUCAAAUCAGGACAGACACUACUGCGGGCUUCACAGCACGACCUGGAGAAGGAGCUGUGCAUGAAGCAGCCUCUCCACAGGAAGAAGCUGCAGCUGGCUCUGCAGGCUCUGGCCUCCGAGGAGGACUACCUCAAAUGCAGACUGGACUACAACUGGGUGACCAGGUGGCUGGACGACAUCGGCCUCCCGCAGUACAAAAGUCACUUUGAUGAGGCUCGUGUUGACGGCUGCAUGCUGCACUACAUGACAGUGGAGGACUUGCUGUCUCUGAAGGUGGGCAGUGUCCUCCAUCACCUCAGCAUCAAGAGGGCCAUCCAGGUCCUCCGCCUCAACGGCUACGCCCCCAACUGUCUGAGGAGACGGCCCUCUGAUGAGAACAACAUGACGCCAGCAGAGAUCUCCCAGUGGACCAACCACAGGGUGAUGGAGUGGCUGCGCUCCGUGGAUCUGGCCGAAUACGCCCCGAAUCUGAGGGGCAGCGGUGUUCACGGAGGACUGAUGGUGUUGGAGCCGCGCUUCAACGUGGAGGCGCUCGCCCUGCUGCUCAACAUCCCCUCCAACAAAACCCUGCUGAGGCGCCACCUGGCCACUCACUUCCACCUGCUCAUCGGCUCCGAGGCGCAGAGACUCAAACAGGACUGUCUGGAGAACCCCGACUACUGCGUGCUCACCGCCACCACCAAGGUCAAGCCUAGACACCUGUCAUUCGGGGGUUUCGGCACUUUGAGGAAGAAACGCCAUGACGAUGGCGAGGAGUACGUGUGCCCCAUGAACGUGGAAAUGCCAAAGAGCAGCAGCUUCCAGGUGGGGGGCCAGAUCUACGAGGAGCCCCUCAACCACCUGGAGCAGAUGGAAGACUCUGAAGGGACCGUGAGACAGAUCGGAGAGUUUUCUGAGGAAAUCAACAAUCUGACGAGCAUGCUGAAGGAAGACGAGUUCUUUCACGAGAUAUCUGUCGACGCAGCAGAACACGAUCACAUCUCCGGUGUUUGAUGGAGACGCUUUGUUAGAAAAGAUCAAACUGUGCCAACCAGAAUCUAAACCCCUCCACCUCCCCCCACCCACCUUUGUAGUAGACAUGCUAGACCUCCACCCUGACAUUAUUCUCAUCCUUCAGAAGUGCAGCCAUAUCUUUUAUUACAAUAUAUAUAUUUAUUAAACAUAUAAUGCAUGAAGUGAAAAUGCCAAUGUAUCCUUUUUAAUUAUUCAAGCAUGUGAGUUUCAUUUUGAGUGAAGUAGGCAUACUUGUUAUUUCUCCAUUUUUAUUUUGAGUGUCGUACUCAAGUGCGCGGAGUCAUUUUUCUUGUGGUACGUGAAGUUGUUCUUUUUUUUACAGCAGAAUUUCUUUUUUUUCUACAACAGUUUUGGGAUUCUGUAUUCGCUUAGCAUAAAGACUGGAGGGUUGGCUUUCUCUAAUGUUAUAUAUUUAACAUGAAUCUCAAGGCUUUUCACCGAACAUAGUUACGUCUUCCUAGAACUGAAAUAAUUAGUGGCUGGUAACAGAUGUUUUUCAAUCUGCUUCCAGUCUUUAUGCCAAGCUCAAAAACACCAAGUGUAUUGAUCCUGUUUUUUUGCCACAUGUCUAACUUUCCUUUAAGAUAUUCAUGAUUGAAAGUAAAUAUGAAAUGCCAAAGUCAUUGUUUUUAAAUUUUGAUAAUAAAAACGAGAAACUUAUUUUUA